AGUAAAAAUAAUCGUGAAGAUGACGUCUGUAGAUUCGGGCGUUGAAACUGGUAAUGAAUCUAAUGACAGUGGGCAAGCUGAGGGUCAAUUAUUAUUUGUAUCUCCGUCAACGAAUUCAGUUAAAAGAGGAAGAGUUCAGGAUGUCAAGAAGAUCCCGGAACACAAUGGAAAACAGUUGGAGCUUGUGAUGGAAAGUAAUGAGGAAAUAACUCCACCCAAAACAAUCGUCUGUCUACCACAGAAUUCUCACUCACUGCCUCUUAAUUUAAAUUCCCUCGACAAGGCCGUCCAGUUUAAUUUUCCAGAGUACAUGUCUGACACAAAAUUAGUGGAUAACACGAAGGACCAAUGGUGUGUGAAUAGAUUUAUGCCAAGGAGAUUAAAUAAAUUAUGCUACAGAAGAAUGAAAAGAAUUCCCUACAGAAACCAGUUGCGCUUUCAGAAAGAUUGGGAGAGGAGAAUGCGGAUGGCUGCAGCAACGAAUAAUGUAGAAUUAGUGACGAAUCUUCUAGAAAAAGGUGUAUCACCAAAUAAUACUGACUGCCAGGGGCGUUCGCCUCUCCACAUGGCCAGCUCCAGUGGUUACACGGAUGUUGUAAAAGUGUUACUGGAUUUUGGAGCUAAUCCCAAUAUGACUGACACCCUGGGAAAUACCCCAUUGCAUCUGGCAGCUGUCACUUCAAAAAUGCCAAUCGUUGUCUUGCUGUUGAAAGCUGGUACCAAUGUAUUGUCAUCUGAUCGACAUGGGUACAAUCCUCUUCAGCUUGCCCAAACGAAACUCAGAAUGCUCCAGAAAUCUGGUGGAUCUGAGCUCAGUGUUGUCAAGGAGGAAGUCCACAAGGUCGUGGAGAUGCUCAUGGCAUAUCUACAGCAGCAGAAAAAUGUUGACCUACAAAUCGAAGCUUUGAGCUCAUUCUGUGCUAGACUCUCAGUAUCACACACCACUGAUCAAGUCCAGGAUGAUGUCAAGAAUCUUCUUGCCAGCAUUGAUUCACUCAGUUUGAGUAAUAACUGAAGAAUUAUCGUUGAUUUUUUAUUUUCCAUUUUUGUUAUUCCUCUCGCGCGCGUGUUUUUUCAUGUUCACAUUGAAUUUCACGUCAUGAGGUCCUCUUUGACAGGAUAAAAUCAUUUUUUGAUAGAGAAUUUAUAAGGAGAGAUUUAUUGAAGCAUUUUUGUCGCGAACUUCGCCUUUUUUUUAUUUGAAUCUUCCUUCGAGAUUUUUUUAACGCACAAAAACGAGUAGAAUAAUUCUGCCCACGGAAAAUUGAUGAUGAACUGAUAUCAAUAACCUGUUAAAUGUUAAAUCAUAAAUAAUGACUGUUUCUAUAAAAAAUAUUGAAUAAAUUCCUGUAGAAAAUCGCAUUGUCUGAAAAAAAAAGGGGAAAGAGUUUACGACUGUUCCCUUUAAACUGAAAAUAAAUUCAAUUUAAUUUCCA
Fopius arisanus is the source of this 1436-nucleotide messenger RNA. RefSeq names its product ankyrin repeat domain-containing protein 54. Gene Ontology annotation, molecular function: protein binding. The coding region runs from base 20 to 1015 and encodes 331 amino acids. Lineage: Eukaryota; Metazoa; Arthropoda; Insecta; Hymenoptera; Braconidae. The transcript is spliced from 3 exons. The record is from RefSeq and is a predicted model, not a curated record.